AUGACGACCGACUACAAGUUCGAGGGCUGGAUGGGCGAGGAUGCCGAGUCUGCCAACGGGAAGAUGGUUUGGAAGGAGUUUGAGCCCAAGAAGUGGGAGGAGAACGAUGUCGAUAUCAAGAUCACUCACUCUGGCAUCUGCGGAUCCGACCUACACACACUCCGUUCUGGCUGGGGUGCUACCCCCUACCCGUGCGUCGUCGGACACGAAAUUGUCGGCAUCGCCGUGCGCGUCGGCUCCAAGGCCGAGGGUGGCAUCAAGGUCGGCGACGUCGUCGGGGUCGGCGCGCAGUCCGACUCGUGCCUCGGCCGGGGCAAGAAAGAAUGCACCCCAUGCAAGACCGACGAGGAGGAAUACUGCGUCAACGGCAACAUCAACACCUACGGCUCCAUCCACUACAACGGCGACAAGACGUACGGCGGCUACGCGCUCUACCACCGCGCGCCCUCGCACUUCGUCAUCAAGAUCCCCGACGGCCUCGCCCCCGAGCACGCCGCGCCCAUGCUCUGCGGCGGCGUGACCGUGUACUCCCCCCUGCGGCACUGGGGUGUCGGCCCCGGCAAGAAGGUCGGCGUCGCCGGCGUCGGCGGCCUCGGGCACUUCGCCGUCAUCUUCGCCAAGGCCCUCGGCGCCGACGAGGUGGUCGGCAUCUCGCGGAAGGCCUCGAAGCGCGAGGAGGCGAUGGCGCUCGGCUGCGACGACUACAUCGCGACCGAGGACGACAAGGAGUGGGCGGCGCACAACGCGCGCCGCUUCGACGUGAUCAUCUCGACAGUGUCGUCGGCCAAGAUGCCGAUCGCGGACUACAUCACCACGCUGGCUCUCAACGGGAGCAUGGUGCAGGUGGGCGCGCCGGAGGAGCCGGUGCCGUUGCCCUUGUUCCCGCUGCUGCUGGGGCGCAGGAGCCUGGCGGGCUCGGCGAUUGGGAGCCCCAAGGUGAUUCGGGAGAUGCUGGAGUUUGCGGCGGAGAAGAAGGUGAAGCCGUUUGUGGAGAAGAGGCCCAUGUCGGAGGCGAACCAGGCGAUCUUGGACAUGGAGGACGGCAAGGCGCGCUUCCGCUAUGUGCUGGUGAACAACUAG
This is a messenger RNA of Cordyceps fumosorosea ARSEF 2679, 1080 nucleotides long. RefSeq names its product Alcohol dehydrogenase superfamily, zinc-type. Gene Ontology annotation, molecular function: alcohol dehydrogenase (NADP+) activity; zinc ion binding. Gene Ontology annotation, biological process: alcohol metabolic process. The transcript has 2 exons. The record is from RefSeq and is a predicted model, not a curated record. Lineage: Eukaryota; Fungi; Ascomycota; Sordariomycetes; Hypocreales; Cordycipitaceae. Bases 1 to 1080 code for a protein of 359 amino acids.